CCCAUAAUCAUUGAAAGCGAAGGAUAGAACGCAAUGUUCCGCCAGACUAUCCGACAGUUCGGCACGACGGCCCUCCGCGCGGCGGAGGCCUCGUCGGCGGGCUCGUACAAUGUCCGGGUGUCGCAGGCCCAGGGCUUCGUCAACGGACUGACCGAGGCGAUCGGCAACACACCACUGAUCCGACUGAAGCGGCUGUCCGACGAAACGGGGUGCAACAUCCUGGGGAAAGCGGAAUUCCAGAACCCGGGCGGCAGCGUGAAGGACCGGGCGGCGUUGUUCGUGGUGGAGGACGCGGAGCGGCGGGGGCUGCUGAAGCCCGGGGGCACAGUCGUCGAAGGCACGGCGGGGAACACGGGCAUCGGGCUGGCGCACGUGUGCCGGUCCAAGGGCUACAAGCUGGUGAUCUACAUGCCCAACACGCAGUCGCAGGGCAAGAUCGACCUGCUGCGGCUGCUGGGCGCCGAGGUGUACCCCGUGCCGGCCGUCGCGUUCGACAACCCGGAGAACUACAACCACCAGGCGCGCCGGCACGCCGAGGCCCUCGACAACGCCGUCUGGACUAACCAGUUCGACAACACCGCUAACCGCCAGGCGCACAUCGAGACGACCGGCCCGGAGAUCUGGGCGCAGACGGCCGGGAAGCUCGACGCGUUCACCUGCGCCACCGGCACCGGCGGUACCCUCGCCGGCAUCACCCGGUACCUGAAGACCGUCAGCGAUAAUAAGGUGAAGUGCUUCCUGGCUGAUCCGCCGGGGUCUGUGCUGCAUAGCUAUAUCCAGAGCGGCGGCACGCUGGUCGAGCGCUCCGGCAGCAGUAUCACCGAGGGUAUCGGCCAGGGCCGCGUCACCGACAAUCUGAAGCCGGAUAUCGGUCUGCUGGACGGAUCGUUGAAUAUCCCUGACGAGAAGUCCAUCGAGAUGGUCUACCGCUGUCUCGACGAGGAAGGUCUGUACCUGGGCGCCAGCUCCGCCCUGAACGUCGCCGCCGCUCACGAGGUCGCCCAGAAGUUGGGCAAGGGCAGCACGGUGGUUACCAUCCUCUGCGACGGCGCCUACCGCUAUGCCGACCGCUUGUUUUCCAACACCUGGCUGCAGGGCAAGGGGCUGCGCACGGCUAUUCCCAAGCAUCUGGAGAAGUACAUCGUGCUUCCUUAGACCAUGCUUACUGCCUCUGGGGUAUCGUUGAUGUGUAUAGUACAAUUUGUGAAUAGAUAAC
This is a messenger RNA of Aspergillus homomorphus CBS 101889, 1216 nucleotides long. Its product is annotated as cysteine synthase A. The record is from RefSeq and is a predicted model, not a curated record. Gene Ontology annotation, molecular function: cysteine synthase activity. Gene Ontology annotation, cellular component: cytoplasm. The transcript is spliced from 2 exons. NCBI's taxonomy places the organism in Eukaryota, Fungi, Ascomycota, Eurotiomycetes, Eurotiales, Aspergillaceae. The coding region runs from base 34 to 1155 and encodes 373 amino acids.